Molecule: messenger RNA, 975 nt
Organism: Chilo suppressalis (striped riceborer)
Lineage: Eukaryota; Metazoa; Arthropoda; Insecta; Lepidoptera; Crambidae
Source: the annotation of a GenBank genome assembly
AUGGAUAAAAAGAACCUAGUCUGUGAAAGAAACACAACAGUGCACAACAGAUCAGUCAACAACAUACAACAUUUGAACUUCGGUAUCGCUAUCAAUUAUAAAUUAAUACAGAAAGAAAGAAUGUCGGGCAGGGGAAGAUAUCGCGGCCACCGUAACCGCAGAGAGCCCACUUUGUCCUCUGUUGCACGCGAAAAUGCCCUCUCUUUACCUGCGGACAGCCCAGUUCUAUCUAUGUUUAAGUCUGCUGCAGUCCAGCUCAACAAACGACAAGACCGGCACGAGAGGCUGGUGAAACUCUCGCGGGACAUAACGAUUGAAAGCAAACGUAUAAUAUUCCUGUUACACUCUGCAAUAACUAAAGAAUCUGCAGAGAAGGCUGUAUCUGAAGCAAACAAUAGGCUGACGGCACUUAUUCAAGGUCCUAUUAAAAACAUUGGCCUGGAGUUAGAAAAUAGCCCUGCCUACUUGCACUCCAGGGCUGUUACAGCAGGAUUUCAAGAAUUCAUUGAGGCAAGAACAUUUUGUUCCUUGAUGGAAAAGGGUGUCAUAAUAACUCAUGAUGAAGUGAAGAAGGAAUUGGAAUAUUCAAUGGAGAGCUCCGAAGAUGCUGAAAAUGAGAGAACCUUAGUAACAAUGCUACCAAUUGUUGAUUAUAUGCUGGGAUUAGCAGAUCUUACUGGUGAACUCAUGAGGAAAGCCAUUAACAGCAUUGCCAGUGGUGAUAGCGAGGAAUGCUUUCAAUCUUGUCAAAAUGUUAGAGAUCUGUAUACAGGCUUUAUAGGUUUAUUUGGAAUGGGUAAAGAGUUAGCCCGGAAAAUAAUAACAACACGAAGUAAUGUUUCUAAAGUGGAAUUGGCAGUGUAUGCCCUGAAAGUCCGUGGAGGUGAAGCCCCUGCUACUCUAUUACUUCAACCAGCAGCUCCAAACGAAUUGGAGGAACCACUAAACUACUCUGACGACGAAGGUUAUUUUUGA